Molecule: messenger RNA, 1434 nt
Organism: Emericellopsis atlantica
Lineage: Eukaryota; Fungi; Ascomycota; Sordariomycetes; Hypocreales; Bionectriaceae
Exons: 1
Coding region: 119-1372 (417 amino acids)
Source: RefSeq, a predicted model, not a curated record
ACUGUCACUGGCCCCUGUCGCGAUCCUACAGUCGCUGCUGACUGCCUCUCAUCACACAAACUUCAAAAUUCAUCUCCCUCAUCCACACGCCAUGUCCUGACAUCCAAAUCCUCGCGCCAUGUUUCUGCCAAUCUGCGCAGCGUUGGCCGCGCUGGCAACAGCGGCGCACGCCUCCCUCGGAACCUCCGACAAGUCGUGCCGACUGCCCGCCCCCUCGGAUGUCGAUGGCUCUCUGGGCUUCAACUACACCGACGAUUGCGCGCCCUCGACCGGCACGCUCUCGUCGUACAUGAUCUACGUCGACUUCCCCGACGCCAAGGCCAACGACACCACAGAGUCCCUCUACGACGUCUUCUUCCCCGACGCCAUCGACUGGUUCGAGACGGCCAGCUAUGGCAAGCUCCAGCUCGAGGUCGACACGGCGCUCGAGGGGGGCUUUGCGCGCAUGCCGCAGGCCGCCGACAGCUAUCACUUCCAGAGGGGCAUGUCCGGCUGGGAUCUGGUGACCUACGUCCAGGACGCCAUUGACGCGCACUUUGACCAGGUUGGCAUGAUUCCCGUGGUCGACGUGCUCUACAUCGUGGCCACGCGGCGCGCGACGAGCAUCACGUACUCGCCGUCGUUGGGCUAUCCCUUUACAGAUCCCUCCGGUUCGCUUCUCACCAACAAGAUUGCUGCUUUCGGGUUUGACUCGUAUGACUAUUACGGGUCCAAGGUCCUCAACCACGAGACGGGCCAUGCGCUGUGCCUCCCCGAUCUCUAUCCUCUCGCCGGCGGCGAGACGGGGGAGUACGUCGGCACAUGGGACAUGAUGGGGACCAUCGUGGGCCCGAGCCCAGACUUCUUUGCUUGGAGCAAGUACCGACUUGGCUGGAUCGGAGAAGACGAGGUAGACUGCGUCGAGGACUAUGGCACAACACGGCAUGAGCUUAUACCCGUCUCUUCGGACAAGGCAGGCGUCAAGGCAGUUAUCAUUCGACACAGUGACACCAAGGUCCUCGUCGCCGAGGCGAGGUCGGACACAGGUGUAGACGAGAACGCCUGCCGGUCAAGGGUUCUAGUGUAUAGCGUCGAUACUAAAGUCCAGACGGGGCAAGGUGGCAUCAUCGUCUACGAUGGCAACCCCAAGACAGGGUCUCCCCUGUGCGUGGGCCAGGGCGACGUCAAGAGCGAUGCGGCACUCUCGUUGGAAGAUGGGGAGCAGGAGAUCUACGUAGAGGACUUUGGCGUCAAGGUCAAGAUCAUCGAGAGCGAUGGACCAGGCUUCCAAAUCGAGGUCCGCAAGGGGGAAGAGGCCGUCGAGGAGGACGAGGAUGAUGAGAGCGCGGCAACCAGGCUCUCUAUUUUGUUUUCAGGCUCCCUAUUCCGAUAGAGACAGGAUCAAUGGUAGUUUCACAGAUACAAACAAAGAGCACGGAGUAGUCAUAGUUGAAG